This is a messenger RNA of Jaculus jaculus (lesser Egyptian jerboa), 871 nucleotides long. It is a transcript of the gene Arl11, whose product is annotated as ADP ribosylation factor like GTPase 11. The record is from RefSeq and is a predicted model, not a curated record. NCBI's taxonomy places the organism in Eukaryota, Metazoa, Chordata, Mammalia, Rodentia, Dipodidae. Gene Ontology annotation, biological process: vesicle-mediated transport; intracellular protein transport. The transcript has a single exon. Bases 214 to 774 code for a protein of 186 amino acids. Gene Ontology annotation, cellular component: cytoplasm. Gene Ontology annotation, molecular function: GTP binding; GTPase activity.
GGACUCCUUGAGGGGGCCAAAGAUAAGAAAAGGUCAAGUGUAAUCACCUAGACUUUCCCCAGUAGGCCCCAGGGACAAUUCCUGCACUUAGCCAAGGAGAAAUCUAUUCACUUUGGGGUCCUGUCCUGUCACUGAUAAACUGCUUAGGAAAUUUGUAUCCAUGCUACAUUUGUGCCCCUAGCCUUUCUUCCCUAGGAAUUAGGGGUGGUCACCAUGGGAUCUGUGAAUUCCAGAGGUCACAGGGCAGAAGCUCAGGUAGUGAUGAUGGGUCUUGAUUCGGUAGGCAAGACCACAAUCCUGUACAAGUUAAAGGGCUACCAGGAGGUGGAGACCCUGCCCACUGUUGGUUUUAACGUGGAGCCUCUUGAAGCUCCUGGUUGCAAGUCACUUAUUCUCUGGGACGUUGGGGGCCAGAUCCAGCUCAGGGCCACUUGGAAGGACUACCUGGAAGGCACCGACAUCCUUGUGUAUGUGGUGGACAGCACAGAUGAAGCCCGCUUGCCUGAGGCAGUGGCUGAGCUCAAGAAAGUCCUACGUGACCCUAACAUGGUCAGAGUCCCUUUCCUGGUGCUGGCCAACAAGCAGGAGGCACCUGAUGCUCUUCCAUUGCUUGAAAUCAAAAACAGGCUGGGUCUGGAGGGUCUCCGACAUCACUGCUGGGAGCUCCGAGCCUGCAGCGCCCUCACAGGCCAGGGACUUCCAGAAGCCCUGCGCAGUCUGCGGAACUUACUGAAGUCCUCCUCAAAUUCCACAGCCACUUGUGUCUCCAGGUGAGCGCCCGCCUGUGGGACAGGGAGCAGAGCUAGCCGGAAAUCCUGAGCAAGACACAGCACCUUAUCCUUGCCCAGAGGAACGGGAAGGAACAGCUGAU